AUGUCCUGCCCAAAGUUUAGACCCGACUGGAGCAAAAGUUUUUUUCUAGAAAGUGAGCUGCGGAGAUUUGUUUUACGAACUAUGAAUCUUUCCUGUAAGAAUAUUCACUAACAGCUUCAACUUGGCUGAAAAAGUAGGACCUAUCCAGCCAAUCAUUUGUUGCGUUUUUCGUCUUUUGUUGCUGCGUCUGCUUUUUUUUGUUGGAAAAGUUGGGGCCAGGACGACAACACAGAUUCCAGUGUGGAGUAGAUAUGCGCUUUGUUACAUUCACAAGUAUGCCAGCAAGAAACAACAGGAAAGCGCUGUCUUUCACUGCAGAUUUCGACAGCUAACACACUUUGGAAGAAAAUAAACCGACCCGACUUUUAAACUUAAGAAUGACUCGGGGUAACUUUUAUUGAGUGUCGUCGAUAUUUCCUGCUGUGUAAAAGAAAAAAAAGUUUGGGAUUGGCUCAAACUUGUUUUUUGUGAGUUUCUGAACGCGACUUUUUCGGACACAUAAAGUUUGCCGACUGUUUUGGGAGAAUGGAUCCGAGCCAGCACAACCCUCCUGCCGGACAUCAGAUCGUCCAUGUAAGGGGCGACUCUGAGACCGACCUGGAGGCUCUCUUUAACGCCGUGAUGAACCCGAAAAACACUAUCAUACCCCCAUCUGUGCCCAUGAGGAUGAGGAAACUGCCAGACUCCUUCUUCAAACCCCCUGAACCAAAGUCCCAUUCCAGACAAGCCAGCACUGACGCGGGGAGCGGCGGAGUUCUCACACCCCACCAUGUCCGUGCACACUCGUCCCCAGCCUCCCUGCAGUUGGGAGUUGGCGUUGGCUCCAUGUCUGGCAUGCCCCCUCCAGGUGCUUCCCCUCAACAUCUCCGUCAGUCUUCCUAUGAGAUUCCUGAUGACGUGCCUCUGCCCCCAGGGUGGGAGAUGGCCAAAACAGGCUCUGGCCAGAGAUACUUCCUCAACCACAUUGAUCAAACCACCACUUGGCAGGAUCCUCGCAAGGCCCUGCUCCAGAUGAACCAGGCUGCACCCCCUAGCUCGGUGCCAGUCCAGCAGCAGAACAUUAUGAACCCAGCCAGUGGUCCUCUCCCUGAGGCCUGGGAACAAGCUAUUACAUCAGAGGGAGAAAUUUACUACAUCAACCACAAGAACAAGAGCACAUCCUGGCUUGACCCACGACUUGACCCGCGCUUCGGCUUGAACCAGCAGAGGAUCACUCAGAGUGCUCCAGUGAAGCAGGGAGGCCCGCAACCUCCCGGAUUCAUGGGAGGCAACAACCAGAUGAGACUGCAGCAGAUUGAGAAGGAGAGGAUGAGACUGAAGCAACAGGAAAUGCUUCGGCAGAGACCACAGGAGCUAGCUAUAAGGAACCAGCUGCCCACCAGUAUGGAUCAAGAUGGCAUUACAAACCCGGUGUCCUCCCCUAUGGCCCAAGAUGCCCGCACCAUGACCGCCAACAGCUCUGACCCAUUCCUCAACAGCGGGACCUAUCACUCCAGGGAUGAGAGCACAGACAGCGGUUUGAGUAUGAGCAGUUACAGCGUCCCUCGCACUCCAGACGACUUCCUCAACAGUGUGGAUGAGAUGGACACAGGGGAUCCUCUUCCACCCUCCAUGGCAACACAGCCCAGCCGCUUCCCCGACUACCUGGACGCCAUCCCGGGUACAGACGUGGACCUGGGCACCCUGGAGAGUGAGAGCAUGGCGGUGGAGGGUGAGGAGCUGAUGCCCAGUCUGCAGGAGGCCCUGAGCUCUGACAUCCUCAAUGACAUGGAGACAGUGCUGGCAGCUACCAAGAUCGACAAGGAGAGCUUCCUCACGUGGUUAUAGAAGAUCACAAACUCCUCUCCUCACACUCUGAACUGCUGCCUGCUCUGAUCUGUGAAGGAGUCAUAGAUGCUUUUACAAGACAUUUCAGCGAGCCUCUCUGGACUUCUGUCUCGGCGUGUAAAGCCAAUCUAUUUUGAGGCAGUAUUGUUCUUUUCUUUUCACUGGUGUGUUAUCUCUUUAUUUUGUCUGUGUCUUCAAGGCUGGCCCAUGAACAGACAAUAACGCAAGGGUCCCCAAAAUCAUUCACAGAUCUGUCAAUGAAUCUAGGGCAUCUUUACCUAGACCUCCCCCCUUUGUCUCUCCCCCUCAUGGCUGAGCUGGGCAGGUGCAUGUACUCUUCUGCAAGAACAAUUAUCACCUGGACUCUAUGGUGCCUCUUUUCUUGCAAUAUAGCAUGAAGCAGAACUACUUAACUGUUUGGGACUAUUGCAUCUAGCUUAAGUAGCUUUAUAUUUGGCCUUGUACAUUUUUAUUCUUUUGUUUGUUUGUUUUUAACGAGCCUGAGAAACCAAAAAUGAUGUAUUCGAAGCAUAUGGAACAAUACUGAUUUGGAGUAAAGGUAAUGUUAGGCCCAGUUUGAGCAUGUUGGCUUGCUGUGGGGUGUGGGUGGGGGGGGGGGGGGUGGUUGGAGCCUGGGGACCGACUACAUUGCUGCUUGGCUGUGCCAGCAAGUCUAAGUUAAACCUAUGAUAGAUCAAGUGCCUUCAGUUGUAUUUUUUAAGACACGAGCAAAAUGAACAAAUACUCAGUUUCUGUACCGCAGCAAUACGCAUUAGGCUGUAUGAAUUUACAUCAUCAACACUUUUCUCUAUCUAAUGUUCAAUAAUCAGAAUUGUAUUUUUGUUUUAUAAACACAUUAUAUGGGGGAUUUAGGGAUUUAUUUUGGUUUUUAAACCCUAGCUUCUAAGUAUCUCAGUCUUAUCCAAGCCUAAUUCAUAAUUCAAUCUUUGUUUUAUCUCUUAGGUAUUAUUCUAUUUUUAGUUUACUACAUAUGUAUAAUAGCUUAGAUCAAAAUGGCAUUUUGCUUGUUGUUUUUAAUUUCUUUUAUAGAUGAAUUAAUACAUUUUUAACAGGGUCUACUGUUAUCACAGCACAUCAUGUCACAAAGUGGUGCCGAAGUCUGCCAAGACACAUGAUUCAGUUUUGGUUGUUUUUGUUAACAAUUUAGCUGAUUUUCAUCCGGUCUCUGAUUUACUAUAUACAUAUUAGUGUUAUUGUUUAUUUUUUGUUCACAUGCAGCUUUUAGUAUCUCUAUGAAAAAAUAACCAAAAAAAGGCAGAUCUCUUGGCUAAACAGAAACUAGAGCUCUUUGAUCAAUUAAACCUUGUGACAAAUACAGUAUACGAAAGAUACAAUGCGUGGAACAGUCUUCCUAAGGAGGGAGCGGGGCCCCUCUGUGCGACGCUGUGUGUUGAAAUGAGGGGUUUAUAGAAAACAACUGGGACACGUUUAAGCAAGUUUCAGAGUCAUGUUGAGGGGUGGUGUAGAAGGCCAGGGUUUGACUGAUGGCGGUGAGUUACAUGGAUUGUUGAUCUUUUUUGUGUGAAAUAAUUAAGAAACAAUCAGUUCUUAUAUCAGUCAGGAAUUGUUGUGGCAGAUUCCAAAGAUGUGUUUUUUGUAAUGACGCAAACAGUUAUUGUUGCCUCCAUUUUCACACAGUCCAGAAACGGUAUGAUUUUUCAAUCAGCCUCUGUAUGAACACACUGUAUAAGCUAAUGAGAAAAUGAUGUAGGUUGAAAGUGUUAAUGGACAUGUCUGAAUAGGUCUAGCUGAGAGAUUCUUUUUUUUUGUACUCUUUAGACAAGACGGUUGUUUUGAGUGACUAACCCUGACAUUUAAAUAUGAGGUUUAAAAACAGAGAAGCAAGUGAUUCUUCAUUAAGCGCUCACAUGUUUACAUUUUCUCUGAGUAAGUAACUGCUGCUGCGGCAGUGGACACAACACACUGACAAUUCUUCAUAAUUGCAAUAUCUUUGAUGUUUACAUCAUGGCUAUAUAUUUUGCAUGACCGCAGUACGUUUUGAAUGAUCAGCCUACCGUAAAUGCCCUGGGUUGAAGCUUUGGAGGGUGUCACACUAAUUUUUGCCAACCAAUGCUGAAUUGAUAGCAUUAACUUGAUGGAACAAUAUUGUUUGUUGUUUUAGAUCAGAGAUCAUGAACAUUUUUUUUUAAUCCUGUGUGAGAAGCCUCGUUUUAGUUUUGAUUUUACUGAUCAUUAAAUCAUUUGUUAAUGACGGAUUUAAGAUGGAUAAACAGUGUUGGUGAGAACAGUGCAACUAAAAUGAGUGGUACACUACAGUGCUUGUAUUGCACGGCUACAGAGUUUCAUUUUGAUGCAAUGACACAUUUUGUCACACAGACCUGAUUUUAUGCUUACUUAGUGUGUAAUUGUCAGAGCAUAUUAGCUGUUGACUGUCAUUGUAGCAGUAGAACUAAUCACACAAGUUAAAGGAUUUUGUAUUUAGAGUUUUCUAAAUGCACAUGAAAUGAAUUUAUAUUCAGUAUGAUCUGUUCAUUUUUUGUGAUAGAUAUGUGCAUGUGUUUUAGAAAAAUAAAUUCUGUUACAUUA
Molecule: messenger RNA, 4395 nt
Organism: Eleginops maclovinus (Patagonian blennie)
Lineage: Eukaryota; Metazoa; Chordata; Actinopteri; Perciformes; Eleginopidae
Gene: yap1
Product: Yes1 associated transcriptional regulator
Exons: 8
Coding region: 526-1827 (433 amino acids)
Biological process (GO): hippo signaling; positive regulation of transcription by RNA polymerase II
Cellular component (GO): nucleus; cytoplasm
Molecular function (GO): transcription coactivator activity; protein binding
Source: RefSeq, a predicted model, not a curated record